CUCAUCUCAGGUCCGACCGGUCAACUUGACGGCGGGACUGAUAAUCGGCGCGAAAAUUAUAUUUUAAAUUCUAAAUUUAAAAUCCGUCUUGGUUUUCCUAAACCAGUUUGUGUCAACCCUAUCUAGUUUUCCCAAUAAUUGCGUGUUUGAAAAUAUAUUUUUUAAAUUUGCAAUCUCGUUCCAAUUUUUGUAAAACAAGCCAGUAUUGUAUUUGUCUGUUAUCGUGCAGUGAGUUUCAAAUCGAUUUAUGGGUUCAUCGGCCUCUAGCGAGGUAACCAACGAACAUCAGCAGCUGACUGAAUCGAGCGAUUACAAACCAGGAUGGUCACUUUACUUGGUGCUAGCGGGGGUGUUCACAACCCUGGGCUCCUCCCUGCCCGUGGGGUACAACAUAGGGGUCGUUAACACACCAGCUGGGCUGAUAAAGGAGUUCUGCAACCAGAGCUUCAUCACCCGUUACGAUGUGGAGCUCGACGAGAGCUGGUUGGAGGUGCUCUGGGCUUCGGUCGUCUCCAUCUUCAUCGUCGGUGGCUGCACUGGCUCGAUACUGGGCUCUUUACUCGCGGACAACCUUGGCAGGAAGAAGGCGACUAUAGUGACGAGUCUACUUUCGAUCGUGGGUGCUGUGAUGUUCAUAACAUGUCGGGCCGCCAACUCUGUGGAGAUGCUAGUCCUUGGAAGGUUGCUGGUGGGGUUAGCUGGAGGCCUAACAACAAGCAUAGUGCCGAUGUAUUUAGCGGAGCUGGCCCCGCCGACCCUCACGGGGCCCAUGGGCGUGGCCUGCCCCAUGGGGGUCAACGUCGGCGUGCUCGUGGGGCAAGUCAUGGGGCUACGGUCCAUAUUGGGCGGUGACGACGUCUGGCCCUAUCUACUAUCCGUCUACGCGUUACUAGUCAUUUUUUGUUUACCUGUACUUUGUAUAUUGCCUGAGAGUCCCAAAUAUCUGUUUGUGGUUAUGAGGAAUGAAAAUAGUGCUAUAAAAGAAUUAAGUCGCCUCCGCGGGGUGUCACCCAGCAUGCUGUCUGACGACAUGGAGCUCUUGCGAGAGGAGUCGCGGGCAGCAGCUAGUGCGGGGGAGAAGUGGUCCAUGGCCCGGGUGCUCCGGGACCCCACGCUAAGGCUGCCGUUGGUGUUGGUCUGCGCCAUGCAAGCAGGACAGCAGACAAGUGGGAUCAAUGCUGUAUUCUACUACUCAAUAACAAUAUUCAAGCAAGCGGGGCUCUCCGACCUCCAAGCUCAGUAUGCAACCAUCGGCUGCGGCUCCAUCAACGUCUGCACCGCUAUACUGAUGUUGUACCUGCUGCCGAGGGUUGGCAGGCGACCUCUGUUGCUGGGUUCGAUUCUCGCUGCGACAUUGAUAUUGGCCGCCCUUGCUGCUUCCAUGAAGUUUAUAGACGCGAUGUGGUGGAUGCCGUACGUGUGCAUGGCGGCCGUGCUGGCGUAUGUUCUAGUCUAUGGGGUCGGCCUCGGGCCCAUUCCCUACUUUAUAGCGUCAGAGAUGUUCGAGGUGGCGCCGCGCGGCGCGGGCAUGGCGUGGGGGUCGCUGGCCAACUGGGGCGGGAACUUCCUCGUGGGGAUGACCUUCCCCAGCGUCCGCGCCGCGCUCGGCGCCUACUCCUUCCUCGUCUUCUCCGCCUUCACUGCUGCUCUCUUCGUCUUACAGAGGAUAUACUUCCCAGAGACUCGCGGCAAGACCCCGCCGCAGGUGUCGCAGCUCUGCAGCCGCGGGUUCAAGUCGCGGCCGCGCGUGUGACGUCACGAGCGGGGGCGCGCCCGCACUCAUUGUUGUAUUGUUUUACACAGAUCAAUUUUUUAUUUUUUACAGAGGCCCGGAUUAAACUUUACGUUGACAACUUCAAGUAAAUCCCAACUAAAAUUAUAAGUGAAAGUAAGUUUGUUCGUUACCUCUUCACGCAUUAUCUACUGGAUCGAUUGUUGUGAUUUUUGGUACAACCUGGAAUAACAUAUAGGGUACUUUUUAUCCCGAAAUUCCCACGGGAGCGAAGCUCGGGGCGCAGCUAGUAUAUAAUAAAUUAUUUGGACAGAUCAUAUAGAUUGUGUUAGACUUGUGUUAUGGGAUACUAACUCAACGCCCCUUUAUAUAUUGGCAUAUGGAUGACAAACAUUUUAAAACUAAAUUUAAAUAAUGAGAUGAAAAAAAAAUACAAAAUUCCAUGAUACUAUGAGAGGGCUGACAGCGAGCUACCGCCAAUUUGUUGUCAAUGUAAAGUAUGUCUAAACCCGACGUUAUAAAGCUCACAUUUCAAUGAACAUAAUUUUGCCGUGGUGAGCGUUGUCGUUUGAAUCGAUUACGGCCUAAUAAUCGACUCGACGACAUCGGUUUUGACAUUUAAAAGUAUCAUAUUUACCUUAUGACAAAGUGUUUUAUAACCAUAGUUCUUUAUGUACUAAUUCCCGAAUUAAUUCCACAAUGUUACGUAAAUGGAAUCUCGCCAACAUAAAAAUUUUAGGCUCUGAAAAGUAUAAUUUUAAAUCGUAAAAAACUAUUGUUAGUCCAGUGGUAAACAAAGUAUGAAUAAGUGUGGCGCGUACAGCGUGUUUGCCCUUCACAAUCAACAAAAGUAUGUCAACAUUCAACAAAAUCUUCUAAACAAAAACAUAGUUUCACUAAAAAUAUUUGUUCGCAUCAACAGUGUUUCCGCUCUCCGUGCCUGGACCAAAUACCACGGGUCGAGGUUCAAGAUACAGUCAUAUCAUUUUCCAUUUUUCCAUUUUUGUAAGCACGUGAUACAUGUUUCAGAAGCUAUGUGCGUCCGUUUGUAUUAUUAUUGUGAAUCUUUCCAAAAAACUUUCGCUAAAACAUGAGAUUUAAAAUAAUAAAAAACACCCAUUGCAAGUGCGCAUGUCAAACUCCUUUUAUUCUGCUGCCCUCUGGUGGGAUAACAUCGCAAUAAUAUUCCUUAUAUAAGUAGAAUCUUCGUUGUAAACGGGUUCUUCAAUGAGGGCGCCACUGGGCUCAAAUGGCUAUGAAUUACUCUAGAUUUGUUAUUCGGUCCGGCCAUAAACUAUGAAUUUAUUAUUUUGUUGAAUUACUUAUUUAGUUAUUGUAUCGUGUUACUUUUUAUUGCUUAGUUUUUAAAGACGGGAGCAAAGCUCGUUAACAAUACUAGGUUUAGAAAUGAAAAAAAAAAUCUGUAGUAAAUGUGUCUUUUCAAAUUUACCAGGAAAUUGAUUGAUAUUUUCAAUGUGAUCCAUUUUAUAGUUUUACUCUUCGAUCGUAACUACAAGAUAUAUAUAUAUAUAUAUAUAUAUAUAUAUAUA
Plodia interpunctella (Indianmeal moth) is the source of this 3282-nucleotide messenger RNA. RefSeq names its product solute carrier family 2, facilitated glucose transporter member 1-like. Gene Ontology annotation, molecular function: hexose transmembrane transporter activity. Bases 248 to 1753 code for a protein of 501 amino acids. Lineage: Eukaryota; Metazoa; Arthropoda; Insecta; Lepidoptera; Pyralidae. Gene Ontology annotation, biological process: monosaccharide transmembrane transport. The transcript has 11 exons. The record is from RefSeq and is a predicted model, not a curated record. Gene Ontology annotation, cellular component: membrane.